UGACAUACGGUAAAACCAGUUGCCACACAACACAUAUACAGUUUGAGUUUCAAGCCAAUUGACUCAUUCGACUUAUUCCUGUCAGCUUUGAAGGGGGCGAAACCUAAUAAGCAGAUCUGACAGGUGUAUUCUUCGUUGAAAUGGCCGGUCAGGCGCGCGUCCUUUACGAUUUUGAUGGCCAGCCUGGCACAUCUGAACUAUCAAUUACCACUGGUGAGAUUUUAAAUGUUACAAGUAAGGAUGUUGGAGAAGGAUGGUGGGAGGGUAGUAACCAACGUGGACUUAGUGGAAUAUUCCCUGCUGCAUAUGUUGAGGCUAUAGUACAAACUUAUGAUGUACCACCUGCCAUGCCCCCUCCUCCAUUGCCACAGAUUUAUGUGGAGGAAAGUACAGCUCCAGUAAUUCAACAACAACAAUCACAGUAUGAUGAUGACUGGGACGAUGACUGGGACGAUGACGUUUCCGAAGUUAAUCAAGCCAGUCAUCCUGCAAACGCUGCAUCAGGUGGACGAAGCAAUAGCGACGUUGGUAGUGCACUUGACGUCAACUUGGCGGGAUUGAAAUUGGGUGACGGCAAAGGAACUGUUCGUAAAAACUUGAACCGGUUCUCCCAUUUCGUAAAAACUGGCGGAGAAGCCUACAUUUUGGGGGCUAGCAAAGUGGCAGCCACUGAUAGCGAUUAUAUUCAAAUUAUCGAAACUAAUUAUGGUAUCACUUGGGCUCCGAAUCCACAACCAUACUCGUGCGUCGUAGCCUCGCCUAAGAAAGAGUCCAAGUUGAAAGGUUUGAAAAGUUUCAUAGCUUAUCAACUGACACCAUCAAUAAACAACAUCCAAGUUUCGCGGCGCUACAAACAUUUCGAUUGGCUUCACGAACGACUGGUGGAAAAAUUUUGCAUCAUUCCAAUUCCUCCGCUACCCGAUAAGCAAAUCUCAGGUCGGUAUGAAGAGCAGUUCAUCGAACGCAGGCGCCUUCAGUUACAGUCAUUCGUUAGUCGUGUAAGUAACCACCCAGUUCUGUCACGCUCGGACGUCUGGCUGCAUUUUCUAACAUGCACAGAUGCCAAACGAUGGAAAACUGGAAAGCGGAAAGCUGAAAAAGAUGAAGUAAUUGGCGCGGCAAUCUUUAGCGUGGUUCAAGUUCCAGAAAAAGCUCUAGACCCCCUACAACUAGAUUCCCAAACCGAAGCGUUUGGUCGUUUCGUACAAUCGUUUGAUACUGCUGUCCGCACGAUGCAAAGUAACUUUGCUGAACAAGUCAAACGACAACAAGGCCCAUACAAACGUGACUAUCAACGCAUUGGGCAGUCGUUUAGAACGCUAAGUUCGGCAAUGGAAUUGCUAGAGACGGCCCCACUAACCAGGGCGUUGGCCCAUACUGCCGAUACAUAUGAUCAAAUUGCUCUUCUUUGCGAAGACCAACCACGUUUGGAUUUUGAGCCAAUGGGUGAUUUACUUCACGAUUAUCGUGGUCUACUUGCCUCGUUCCCGGACAUCAUCACUGUUCAUAAGGGAGCUCUGCAAAAACGACGUGAACUGGAGCGCUCUGCAGCGGAAGGCAAAACUGAAAGCAAUGUUGUCAUUCGUGCUCAACAACGAACUGAUGUAGUGUCCUACACGCUUCUGGCAGAAAUGUCAUACUUUCAUCAAGAACGGGUACGCGAUUAUAAUGCAGCAGCCAAAAUCUUCCUUCAGGAACAAAUCGCCUACUACCAAAAGAUUGUUGAUCAUCUGCAGUCUACCUUGUCUCAGUAUAAGGACGUCUAACAACUUUCGACCGGGUUUUUAAAUCGCAUUGUUUCGUUUUAAAUCCAUUCCUCUAUGCGAAUUAACGAAGGUUAUUCUAAUUAUUUCGGAUUCCUGGUCUUCGCAGAUUUUUAUCAAUUGUUUUCAUUCUUGGGGAAACAUUCCCUCAGAGGAUUCGAAAAUAGUCGCGUGUUAAAUUUCAAUUGCUUAAAUUCUGUUUCGCUCUUCCUUCUGUGUUAUUGUUCCCAAUCGAAAGUUUUGUUUAUUAGGGGACAUGGCAACCAUUGGGUAAAUCCCUCAUACGAAUUUGGUCAGAACGACUCGUGUUGUAGUCUCAUCUUCAUGAAAACUUUGUCGUUCUUACAGCGCUCUACCGAGCUUCAUUUCAAUUAUCUUAUAAAGAGCUAUGCCUAAGAAUAGAUGGAUCACUAAACGUGCAAAUUGCUCAGUC
This is a messenger RNA of Daphnia carinata, 2196 nucleotides long. RefSeq names its product sorting nexin lst-4-like (gene SH3PX1). Gene Ontology annotation, cellular component: plasma membrane; cytoplasmic vesicle. Gene Ontology annotation, molecular function: protein binding; phosphatidylinositol binding. Gene Ontology annotation, biological process: mitotic cell cycle; plasma membrane tubulation; endocytosis. Bases 141 to 1766 code for a protein of 541 amino acids. NCBI's taxonomy places the organism in Eukaryota, Metazoa, Arthropoda, Branchiopoda, Diplostraca, Daphniidae. The record is from RefSeq and is a predicted model, not a curated record. The transcript has 10 exons.